This is a messenger RNA of Diospyros lotus (date-plum), 1386 nucleotides long. RefSeq lists its product as uncharacterized. Gene Ontology annotation, molecular function: nucleic acid binding. The transcript is spliced from 5 exons. NCBI's taxonomy places the organism in Eukaryota, Viridiplantae, Streptophyta, Magnoliopsida, Ericales, Ebenaceae. The coding region runs from base 1 to 1386 and encodes 461 amino acids. Gene Ontology annotation, biological process: DNA integration. The record is from RefSeq and is a predicted model, not a curated record.
AUGAGAGGAGGCUUAGGUGCUUCAACUAACAUUCCUGUCUCAAAGAUGGAGAUACCAGUGUUUGAAGGGGCACAACAGGAAUGGAGGUGGACAGAGUUUGUAGAGGAAUUUUGUGCCCGGUUCGGUGAAAGUAACUUGAUUGAAGUGGUGGAACAGUUUAAUAAGCUACGGCAAGAAAGGAUAGUGGAUGAGUACCAGACCCAAUUUGACGAGUUGAAAUCCAGGUUGGGACAUGUCCCUUCCAUGCUAGACGAGGAGUAUUUUGUGUCCAGCUUCCUUAGCGGACUAAAUGACAAACUAAGACCAAUGGAAAAUGUGGAAUACCUUGGGCAUAUCAUCAUUGGAGAAGGCAUGCUUAAUGAUCCAAAAAAAAAAACAACUGCUGUGGAAUGGCCUCAUCCUAAGACUAUUAAGGAAUUGAGGGGCUUUCUUGGGCUAACCGACUAUUAUAGAAAGUUCAUUAAGGGGUAUGGGAUAAUCAACAAGCCGUUGAUUGAACUGCUCAAGAAGAAUGGAUUUGAGUGGGGCGAGAGAGCAGCAAUAGCCUUCAAUUCCUUAAAGGAGGCUAUGACUCAAGCUCCAAUUUUGUCUCUACCAAAAUUUUCAAAAUCUUUCAUAUUGGAAACAAAUGCAAGUGAUGUGGGAGUGGGAGCAAUGUUGACACAAGAUGAGGUGUCAUGUAGCUAUGAGGGGACACCAUGGGCUCAAGAACUUAUGAUCAGUCUAGCAGCUGGAGGCGACGAACAGAAAGGGUACACAUUGAGGGCGGGGUUAUUGAGGUAUAUAGGGCGGAUGGUGAUUGGGGAAGACCCUCAACUCAGGACUCGAAUCCUACAAGCCUUGCAUGCAUCUCCCAUUGGAGGGCACUCUGGCUUGAAUGUUACUUACAACAACGGACUACCCCGAUCCGAAGAGAAGAACACUAUCCUAGUAGUGGUGGAUAAGUUGACUAAAUUUGGGUAUUUCCUCAGCCUAGCUCAUCCAUUUACAACUUCGGAUGUGGCUAGAAUACUGCUGGAUUUGGUAGAGAAGAUACAUGGCUUGCCCUUGUCUAUUACUUCAGACCGAGAUAAGAUAUUUACCAACAACUUUUGGAGAGAAUUGUUCGAACAAUUGGGAGUUGGCUUACAUAUGUCUAUAGCUUAUCAUCCGAAAACGGAUGGACAAACAGAAAGGGUGAAUCAGUGCUUGGAAGCUUAUCUGAGAUGUGUGUGUUUCACUAGACCUAAAAGCUGGAAUCAAUGGUUGCCUGUAGCUCAAUGGUGCUACAACUCAAACUUCCACAACUCACUUAAGAGAUCACCUUUCGAGGCACUCUUUGGUUACAAACCGCCACUCAUCCCAGCAGUGAUGCAUUACUCCAAUGUGGAAUGGGAUGUGGAUUGA